CCUUCGUUGGCAAACAGAGAGAAAAAGAAGAACAAAACAACUCCGCAAGUUCCCAUAAUUCAAUUCACCACAAACACAAUCCCUCUCUCUCUUCCCUCGGCGAUCUUAAACUCUUAUCUGGGGCGGAGCUAGGUAGGGGUGAGGGGUUCAUCCGUAACCCCUUCGGCAAAAGAUCACACUGUGUGUUGACAAUAUGGAGCAUGAUGAGACGGGAUGCCAACCCCCUCCGGAAGGUCCUAUUUUGUGUAUUAACAACUGUGGCUUUUUCGGAAGUGCUGCAAACAUGAACAUGUGCUCCAAGUGUUACAAAGACAUGGUAUUGAAACAAGAACAAGCUAAGCUUGCUGUGUCAUCAAUUGAAAACCUUGUCAAUGGAUCAUCUGCCGGAGAGAAGGGAAUGGUUAUUGUUGACCCCGUAGAUGUGCAACCUGAUACUAUUGAAGCACAGUCUAUAGCUUUGCCAUCAUCUCAAACUUCGAGUUCUAGUGAUAUGCCCGAUGUAAAGGCUAAGGUGGGUCCUAACCGCUGUGGCACUUGUAAGAAAAAGGUUGGCAUCACUGGAUUCAAAUGUCGCUGUGGUAACCUUUAUUGUGGAGCACACCGCUACUCAGAUAAACAUGACUGCCUGUUUGAUUACCGCUCUGCUGGCCAGGAUGCAAUAGCAAAAGCCAACCCUGUUGUUAAGGCAGAGAAGCUUGACAAGAUCUAGAAGGGGAGUAUUUGGUGAUUUGAUUUGGUCUCCAAAAGGGUCCUUCUCUGAUUGGCAACAUAUAUUUUGAGAUCUUAUUAAUCCUGGGGGCGAAGAAGAAAAAAUGAUAUGUGCAUGUUCAAGAAUUAUUAGGAGAAUUUGUGUGUUUGCUCCAGUUUCAGGUCUUUCAUUUUACUGGUUUGAUAGCACUUUGAUUAUGUCUGUCAUAUGUCGUUCUCACUCACCUGGUAUUCUAUCAGAUAUUACAUGUCUAAAUGGUAUGUGCAAAUCUGGAUAACAUGGAAAACAUCCAUCGACUUGGUUGUGUUUUGUCAUUGUAAAUUUUUCUUCAUGA
Solanum stenotomum is the source of this 1043-nucleotide messenger RNA. RefSeq names its product zinc finger A20 and AN1 domain-containing stress-associated protein 8-like. Gene Ontology annotation, molecular function: zinc ion binding; DNA binding. The coding region runs from base 194 to 709 and encodes 171 amino acids. The record is from RefSeq and is a predicted model, not a curated record. The transcript is spliced from 3 exons. Lineage: Eukaryota; Viridiplantae; Streptophyta; Magnoliopsida; Solanales; Solanaceae.